Molecule: messenger RNA, 3728 nt
Organism: Polyodon spathula (Mississippi paddlefish)
Lineage: Eukaryota; Metazoa; Chordata; Actinopteri; Acipenseriformes; Polyodontidae
Product: netrin-G1-like
Exons: 8
Coding region: 1256-2896 (546 amino acids)
Molecular function (GO): cell-cell adhesion mediator activity
Source: RefSeq, a predicted model, not a curated record
AUUAUUGCCUGUCCUUUAAGUUUCAGUCCUAUUUAAAUGCAGACUUGUGUAAGCAGAAAGGAUACACUAGAGAAUUCAAAUCCAGAAGAAUCUAUGUACCAUGUGUAUUUCAUCAAAUGGACUCACCAAGUGUCUAAUAUUUCAAACCAUCUCUUCUAUGAGCAGUGACAUUUCUGCACUGAGUAAAGGAAUCUGUGGAUGAAGCUUGCGCACAAUGUUGUAGAGGAUAACCUCGGCGCCAGAGCUAAUUGGAGUGAUUUAUGUCACCCUUGAGCGCCUGCUACGUGUUCAUAUAACAGAAAAUGAAAUUUUCUAGCACAGGAGUUGCAUUUGGGGCUGGAGAGUGAAACAAGGGGAAGUUGUCUGCCAAAAGCACGUCUAAAAGUUUAUCAAGAAACGUUUUGAUGGAAAAAACUGUUCAAUAUUGUGACGGAAUCUUGAUCAUCUUAAGGGAAUACUGUGAGUCUGUUUAAUUGUGCUGGCCCAGCGGUCCAGGACAGUGAUCACUCACUUAUUUUGAAGUGCCAAGAGCCACCACUUAGACCAACAAUUUAACAAUCUAAGGAAAAGUGGCACUACAUUUAAAGGAUGAUUGACUUGCGUUAAGAAACCUCAAAAUCCCUUCCAUUUAGUCAGCAAUUUAACUCCUGCAUCAUCAACUUUUUUUUUUUUUUUUCCUCAUGCGCUUUUAUUUUUCUGCUCAUCAAAUUUAGAUUUACCACAACCUAUUUUAAAGAGGACCGAUUGGUCAUUAUUGAACUUGUUGCACAUUGAUAAAGGUUGCAGCCCAGAGGAUCACAAAAGCUGCCUGAACGCCGUUGAGUGUUUCCAAACGUAUGAUCUCUCCACAGUAGGUCUUGGUGUGAGAAGAAAAUGAUGAUUGAUGACAAACAGGCUUUAGACAGCAGACACUCAUCACUUUGCCUGAAAUUCUGAUUUAUCAACCUGUCAGGCAAUCUCUCAUGAGCCCUGAACACCCCUCAUCCCUUUAGGUUAUCAGUUUAAGACCCUCUACUGCUUGCAGAAAUCAGAGAACUUGCAGACUGACGUAACGCAGUAAGACAAAAAACCAGCACCCCCAAAGCAAUUAUCAAAAAGCAUUACAGAUUAUGCUGGGACAGGGCCAAAGCCCUUGAUUCAAUACAAGUUGGAUUAUUUUUUAAAAUCACCUGGGAUAACAUUUAAAAAGAAAAAAGAAUAGAGAGAAAACAAACAAAAAAAAAAAAAUUUCAAGAGACCAUCAAAGGACAAGAUAAUGCAUUUCCCUGGUUUGUUGUCACUGCAGGCCCUUUGGGUGGCUCUGUCGCAUGCCAUGCAGCACUACCCUUCUGUUUGGGGACAUUAUGACGUUUGCAAAUCUCAGAUUUAUUCCGAUGAAGGCAUAAACUGGGAUUACAUGGCCUGUCAACCGGAGGCGACUGACAUGACCAAAUACCUCAAAGUGAAGCUCGACCCCACUGGCAUCACUUGUGGAGACCCACCCGAGACGUACUGCGCUUUGGAGAAUCCCUACAUGUGCAAUAACGAGUGUGACGCUAACACACCAGAGCUAGCACACCCGCCAGAGCUGAUGUUCGAUUUUGAAGGCAGGAACCCAACAACUUUUUGGCAGUCAUCCUCCUGGAAGAAAUACCCAAAGCCCCUGUUGGUCAACAUCACUCUGUCUUGGAACAAGACCAUUGAACUUACAGAUGAUAUACUGAUAACAUUCGAGUCCGGACGUCCAGAGCAGAUGGUUCUUGAGAAGUCCCUGGACUUCGGCCGAUCCUGGCAGCCAUACCAGUUUUACGCUACAGACUGCUUAGACGCUUUUACAAUGGAGCCCAAAACAGUCCACGAUCUCACUCAGCACACCCUGCUGGAUAUCAUUUGUACGGAAGAAUACUCCAGAGGAUACGUCUGGAAAUAUGAUAAAACAGUUCGCUUUGAGAUAAAAGAUAGAUUUGCGCUUUUCGCUGGACCUCGGCUUCACAAUAUGGCCUCCCUCUAUGGACAGCUUGACACAACCAAGAACUUGAGAGACUUCUUCACAAUCACAGACCUCAGGAUAAAACUGCUGAGGCCAGCGACAGGAGCAACAACUGUGGACGAGGACAACUUGUCAAGAUACUUCUAUGCUAUCUCUGACAUAAAGAUACAAGGAAGGUGCAAGUGUAACCUUCAUGCCAACACCUGUGUUUUUGACGGCGGAAAACUGUCUUGCGAGUGUGAGCACAACACCACAGGUCCAGACUGUGGGAGAUGUAAGAAAACUUACCAGGGCCGUGCUUGGACUGUUGGCUCUUACCUGCCAAUUCCAAAGGGAACUGCGAAUAUCUGUAUUCCCAAUAACCCUGGUCCAGUUAACUGCGAAUGCUUCGGCCACUCCAACCGGUGCAGUUACAUCGAGCUGCUAAACACAGUCAUUUGCGUCAGCUGUAAACACAACACUAGAGGGCAGCACUGUCAGUUAUGCAGGCUCGGCUACUACAGAAAUGCCUCAGCAGAGCUGGACGAUGAAAAUGUUUGCAUAGACUGUAAAUGUAAUCCCUUUGGCUCAGACAAUGUUCGCUGUAAUGGCACAGGAUUUUGUGAAUGUAAGAAAGGAACAACAGGGCCUAAAUGUGAUGAUUGUCUGCCGGGAUAUUUAUGGCACAAUGGCUGCCAACCCCGUGUGUGUGACAACGAGCUCCUGCGGUGUCAGAAUGGGGGAGUGUGCCAUAACCACCAGCGCUGCCAGUGCCCUGCCUCAUACACUGGCAUUCUGUGCGAGAAGCAGAAAUGUGAGAACGGAGGCUGUGACGACUCAAACUCUGGCCAGGGAGCUCUAUCUGCUUCCAACUGCCCAGUGCUAUUGCUGCUGCUACUGCUCCUGACUGCCCUGCUACAAGGGAUUAGUUGUCACCCGACACUUUAAAAAACAUUAAAAAAAAAAAGCUUAUAAGCAAUCCACUGGCUUUAUGAUCAGGCUGUGUUAAGGAAUGUGCCAGAGCAAAAAUUUAAAUAAUAAAAAAACAAGAAGUGACAAAAAUAACAAACUGAGCAAUUGCUUCAUAAAGCUGACAAGAAUAUGAAGGCCAGUGAAGUAAGCCAUAACUAUUCUCCUGGAGAGGGUCUGGAGUCCAUAGACUGUUUUUCUUCAGCCUCACCAAGGUAAUGGCAGCUGCACUUGUUAUUGCAAUCACAAAGCUGCAUAGGCUACAUUGGGUUGCUUCAGAGAAUUGUGAGACAGAUUGCUAUUGGCUAGUCUGAUGCAGCGCAAUAUAUAACUGUCCAGUGUGUGUGUUUGUGUGGACCAACCAGACAGGCAUUCUUUGCUGUCAGUGCAUUGUGGAUAUCAGGAAAUCCAUUUGGACUGCCAUGUUGGAUCCUCUACAGUCGCAAAACUCUGUAUAAUCUCUGCUUUUGUGAACGUUGCUCUGUAACUCUUGUUGGUUGAAAGAUUUUUUUUGUCUGAUGUUAGUGAUGCACAUGUGUAAUAGCCCCCCUAAAAGUCAAGCCAAUCAUGUCCUUGUAUAUCUUACAGAAGCAUUAGAUCAGUAUGAUCUUAGUGUUCACCUGAAAAGAAAAGUGGUUAUAGAAACAUCAGUAUAUUUAUCCUUUUAUAUAAAAUUAUUUAUUAGAAGUUAUUUUCAUGAAAAAAAUGAAUAUGUAGAUUUUUCUUUUGUAUUAUUGCCAUUUUGUGUUAAAGGCAACAUGUUAAUAUAAUUAUUCCUGAGAAAAGAUGUUUUAUUCAUUAUUAUUUAAUU